Messenger RNA from Suillus fuscotomentosus, 552 nucleotides. RefSeq lists its product as uncharacterized. Bases 1 to 552 code for a protein of 183 amino acids. The transcript is spliced from 2 exons. Lineage: Eukaryota; Fungi; Basidiomycota; Agaricomycetes; Boletales; Suillaceae. The record is from RefSeq and is a predicted model, not a curated record.
AUGACCCAAUACUUAGCUACCGCACAGGGCAUGCCAAAAGAGGUGGAAGACAUCCUCUCAGCCAAGUCAAGUAAGUUUGUCUGGGACAAUGAAGGAAAGAACACAGUAAGCAUGAAGACGCUAUGUGCUCCUAUAGCGAAAGGCGGAAAGAAUGUACUUCACCUCAAGAGCCAUAACAAAGCCAUCAAGCUCAAAUGGCUGAAAGGCCUACUCGCCCCAAUAGAAACAAGACCUCGGUGGGCAUUCUUCGCGAAUGCCAUUCUAGCGAAAGCAGCACUAAACUCACCCAUAGUUAAACAUAGCGCCAAGAUCAACCCAUUCCUCCAGACUUGGUCCCCGUCCCAAAAGAGGCUACCCUCCAACCUCCGUCGAAUCAUCCAAACCGCAAAGAAAUACGGUACCCGUUGGGAGGCCAUCACCAUCAAUCCUUCCAUCGCAAGGGAACUACCAGUGUGGUUUCACAUUGGCGCUUCGGCGGACCUAAAUAAGUUGAACAACCACCUAUAUGCGGCAUGCUUAAGAGACAAUCAUCUCGCCACCUCCACAAAAUAA